This is a messenger RNA of Phytophthora infestans T30-4, 679 nucleotides long. RefSeq lists its product as uncharacterized. Gene Ontology annotation, molecular function: nucleic acid binding; zinc ion binding. The transcript has a single exon. Bases 1 to 657 code for a protein of 218 amino acids. The record is from RefSeq and is a predicted model, not a curated record. NCBI's taxonomy places the organism in Eukaryota, Oomycota, Peronosporomycetes, Peronosporales, Peronosporaceae.
AUGUUUGAGACCAACAUGAUUUCGGGAAAGUGUCGGCCGUGCCGCGUUUCGGAACAAUUAGAAAUUCCGUGUCGCCAUAUCCAGGCUAUUCUCUUUGACUUGGAGAGACGCAAUCCUGGCAAGAUUCCUGUGCUACAGUAUUUUCACCCAGCAUAUUUAGUCCGCAACAUGCGUGUUGCAAUGUGUGCGGUGAAGAUUAACUUGCCCGUUAAUGAAAUGACGACCGCAAGUAGUUGUGUGUUACCAGCACCACGUUACCGACAAGCUGGAGGAACGCGCAGAGCUAGAGUUGGUGACAAUCAGCGGGGUGAAAAGCGGAUUCUUAGUAGGGGCGAAGAGGCCAAGCUGCCGUCCACGAAGCAGCAAUGGACAGAUGCGAUAGUUGAAGAAGGGUACGAUGAACACGAUGCUACUCCUACCAUUUACAAGUUUUCGCAUCCAACAUCACGUCUGCGAGCACACCAGACAGGUGCAUACUACUGCACGAAGUGCAACAAGCCUGGUCACAACGCAAGAACAUGCAGAUUUACAAGCCAGGAAGUCAAAGAAGCAGGAGUAUUGAUUGUCCCUGGUGUGUACGUGCUUGGGGAGUCACCGCUGAAAGCUUGCGGAUUGUCGCCAACGGUGUUGAGCACGAUGGAUAGCGAGUUCUUGUGAUAUCAUGCUGGAUAUCAUAGGU